AAACCAUAUUAGGUUUCUGAGUGCAUGCGACUUCUCGUUUCUCAGAUAUCAUCUGUGUGAAACCCUGAAUCAUGGCUAAACGCGAGUAUGAAGAGGAGCGACCGGAGUACAGACUGAAGAAAAAGUCGAGAAAAGAAAAGAAUGCUUCGAAGGCUACGGAAAAAUCCGAGGAUAUCGCAGGGCACGAACCGAAAUACGUCCAGUCGCGCGCAUUGAGCGAUUUGCCAGAAUCAGACAUAGAGCACUUUCUUACAGAGAACACAAUCAAAGUGACCGACUCCUCGAAAGAUGCUGCAAAUCUUCGGCCUAUCAUGUCUUUCUCACAUCUUCCUCCCUGCGACGGCAAACUCUACGAUCCCCUUGGUUCUUUCACCUCUCCGACUGCCAUUCAAUCAACAACUUGGCCCUUGCUAUUCGCUGGUCGCGAUGUGAUUGGUAUUGCUGAGACUGGUAGUGGUAAGACCCUCGCUUUCGGAUUGCCAUGCCUCAAGAAGUUACAAGAUUCGAAGAGGAAAUGCAAUAAAAAGCCUUGUCAGCCCAUGGCGGUCAUGAUUUCACCAACUAGGGAGUUGGCUAAACAAAUUCAUGACCAGCUUGUGAAGUUCGCGAAACCACUGGGUGUGGAAGUAACUUGCAUCUUUGGUGGAGUCCCAAAGGAUGAACAGCGCGAAGCUCUGAAGACUGCACCCAUUGUUGUCGCAACCCCGGGUAGACUGAAGGAUCUUCAAAAUGACGGCUCGGUCGAUCUCUCAAAGGUCAAGUACCUUGUUUUGGAUGAAGCCGAUCGUAUGUUGGACAAGGGGUUUGAACAAGAUAUCAAGGACAUCAUCCAUCCCAUGUCAAAGUCAAAACGACAAACUGUGAUGUUCACAGCAACAUGGCCUCCAGUUGUCAGAAAUCUUGCUACCACAUUCAUGAAGACGCCUGUCACUGUUACCAUCGGCGGAGAUCCAUCUGCCGAUCCUCGCGCGAAUACGAGAAUCAAACAGGAGGUUGAGGUCAUACAGCCACAUGAGAAAGAGCCAAGGCUUGUACAGCUACUCAAUCAAAGUCAAAGGGCUCCCAAACCCCCGAAAGUCCUGGUCUUUUGUCUGUAUAAGAAGGAAGCUGUUCGUGUGGAGAGAGUUCUACGGAAUAAGGGUUUUAAGGUUGCAGGAAUACAUGGCGACCUCAGCCAGCAAGAGCGCUUCAAAAGCCUAGAGGCUUUUAAGAGUGGCACUGCUACCGUCCUUGUCGCCACUGAUGUGGCAGCUCGUGGACUUGAUAUCCCUGCUGUCAAACUUGUUAUCAAUGUCACAUUCCCGCUUACGGUCGAAGACUAUGUACAUCGAAUCGGACGAACCGGUCGUGCGGGGGCUGAGGGCCAUGCAAUUACUCUGUUCACUGAAUUGGAUAAGGCUCAAUCUGGAGGGUUGAUCAACGUGCUCAAAGCAGCCAAGCAGGAUGUACCAGAAUCCCUUCUCAAGUUCGGCUCGACGGUCAAGAAGAAGCAACAUGAUGCCUAUGGUGCAUUUUUCAAAGACGUUGACUCGAGCAAAGCAGCAACCAAGAUUGUCUUUGAUGAUUGACAAUGAGACUUUCAACCUCGUUUGUAUUUGCAUCCAGAUCUCAAGAUCUCUUUGACUUUGGUGCAUUGUGCUAGCAAGUAUUUUCUCUCAGUAUACAACCUGGCCGUGUGCAUGAUAAUUAGUGGUCGGGUUCACAAAAGUUCGAAGUUGCAUAGAGACUUACACAAAUAUAAUGUAUAUAGCGCUAUAAAUCAAGGUACC
This is a messenger RNA of Aspergillus brunneoviolaceus CBS 621.78, 1769 nucleotides long. It is a transcript of the gene dbp3, whose product is annotated as RNA-dependent ATPase DBP3. Gene Ontology annotation, molecular function: ATP binding; RNA binding; RNA helicase activity. The transcript is spliced from 3 exons. Gene Ontology annotation, biological process: rRNA processing. The coding region runs from base 72 to 1568 and encodes 498 amino acids. NCBI's taxonomy places the organism in Eukaryota, Fungi, Ascomycota, Eurotiomycetes, Eurotiales, Aspergillaceae. Gene Ontology annotation, cellular component: nucleolus. The record is from RefSeq and is a predicted model, not a curated record.